This is a messenger RNA of Aphis gossypii (cotton aphid), 2254 nucleotides long. RefSeq names its product DNA ligase 1. The transcript has 3 exons. The coding region runs from base 178 to 1161 and encodes 327 amino acids. Lineage: Eukaryota; Metazoa; Arthropoda; Insecta; Hemiptera; Aphididae. The record is from RefSeq and is a predicted model, not a curated record.
GGCCGCGCCGAAGACAUCGGCCAGUCCGGUGUCGGAACGCUCUUGUCGCGCAUCACAAACCUAACCGAAAGAUUGUCGUUCGUUUUCCGCGCACAAAUUCGUCGCCACUAACGUUUGCCAUGCCGUCUGAAACGCUUCGUCGACACCAACGGCCGUGACCGACAAGUGCUCGCCACAAUGACCGCCGCCGCCGUCGCGAUGCCACCGCUCGCGCUGGUACUGGCGCUGCUGCUGACCGUCGCCGACCGGGUUCGACCCUCGCUCGACGGCGGGUCCGCGGCUGUCCAGCCCGAAGCGGCCGCCACGGCCACAGGCGUCUGGUCCAAGUUCGGGCUGGUCGUCCAGAAGCACGCGGCCGGCCAGUCGACGCCGCACACCACCGAGACGUCGGGCAUAAUCAUGAGGGCUCCCGACCCACCGGUCCCCGGAGUCGGCCCACCGCUGGCUUCACCGCCGACCGUCGUCCCUACAGCCCUGGGCAAGUCUUGGACGCAGAUAUCCGUCACGCACCCGCCGCCGCGGUACCCGCAACAACAUUCGCCGGUGAAGUCCGCUACCACGACGACGACUACUGCCAAGUCUGCGGUGGCCACCAGCACGCACGAAGCCCGCCGGGACAUACCGUAUAGGUAUCAGCCGCUGAUGAGCACCACCAAACCGAUUAUCACCAUCACGUUUCCACCGCCCCGCUUGUCCACCGCCCGGCCGACCGUCGGCACGGAGGAGGUGACUUCCAAGCGGGUCAGACAGUACGAGGACGACGACGACGAUGAUGACGACGACGACGACGACGAUGAAGACGAGUACGACGUGGAUGACGAUGAAGAUCACGAGGAUAAAGGCGAGGAAGAGGAGAUCGAAGAGAUCGUCGAGGUCCAACACAUCGAUUCGUCCGACGGUUAUGGAGAAGAAAAGCCAGCGAUCGUCAAAAAGAAACGCAGGCGAAAAAAGAAAGGCAAAAAGCACAAGCCGUUCAAGGUUAAGGAUUUCAAGAAACUGAAAAAGUUUAUGUUGCCACUAUUGUUGGCGUAUAAGCUCAAAUUUUUCACACUUGUGCCACUGAUGUUGGGUGGAUUGGUGCUGAUCGUAGCAACCACUGGUUUUGCUGGAUUUUUUUUCGCGCUGUUCGCAGUUGGACUGGGUCUCAAGGGACACCAUUAGUGGUUCUUCGAAAAAAUGGUUUGCGGAAUACGCGACGUCUGUAUAAUAUACAACUAUGUGUCGCAUUGAUGAUGUGCAGGAGGAAGCAGGAUGAUGACAUUGGCUCGUCAGUGGACACACAAAAUACAAAAAGAAAAGAAACACAAACACAAAUAUACAAAAAAUGACAAGAAACAAGUUUUGAGACGCGACAAAAUAUAUAAUUAUAUAUUAUUAUAUGUAUAGAAAAUAUCAUAUUAUUAUUAUUAUUAUUAUUGUUAAUAAACCGUUGACAUACUAUAUAUAAUAUCCAUAUAUUGCUCAAAUCCAAUUGUACAAUCUGCCUGUAUCAAAGAUGUAUUCACCUUGCAAGAUACGGUUUUAAUUUCUUUUUUUCUCCCCUUUUGUUCUUUUUGUGUUUUGUAUUUUAAACAUAAUUCAUAUUUUACAUGCAACGACAUGUCAAUUAACGUGCAUAGUUUUAACGUAUUAGUUUUGUUAUAAUUAUUUAUUUUAUUAUCUAUUUAUUAUUAUCAUUAAUGUGUAAAUAUAGGUUUAAUAUUAUUAUACAAAAUAUUAAAUUUUGUAAGGACGCAUUGUACAAACGAUAAAAUAUUAUUAUCAGGACAUAUUUAUUAUUGAUGUUAUCAAGCUAAUAUUUUUAUUUAUUAAUAUUGUCGAAAGUUAUUUAUCUAUUAUUUUUAUAAGAAUUGGGUGUUACGAAAAAAUUAUGACACAUUUCGAAUUAACUCGUCGUCGCGUCUUCGCGGUUCGACACACGACAAGUCGCGGACUGAAUACCAUUGCCAUGAUAUCGUAAUUUAUUAUUAUAUUAUUAUACAAUCAUCUGAUAUUUUUGUCCGUUGCGUUAUUUGACGUGAAUCAAUACGAACAUUGUCAUAAUUUUAUCGAUCAUAAUGUUAUUUUAUAAUAAAUAUUAUAAUAUGUCAAUAUAUAUAUAUAUUUUUUUUUACGUUUAAUGAAAUAUAUAUAACGUAUACUAAUGAAUAAUUAUGUAUAAUUGUAUAAAUACUACAUCUGUGUAACGAAAUUAUUUUUUAAAGCUAUAACUAAAAUAUUUUUUUAUUGCAAAAAUAAAAUUCUAGAAAUCUAA